UGAUCACCCUGGGGGCUGUGUUCUGGUUGUAGGCCUACCAGGAUGGAGGGGCAUGCUGAAAUGGAGAUGCUGAGAACCCUGAAGGGGCCCUCUACAGGGGAGGUCAGCGUGCACCUGGUGGCCAGGGGCAGCCCAGGUUCUGGCCCUCACCUGCCCACUACUGCCUUCAUCAUUCCAGCCAGCUCUGCCACCCUUGGCCUGCCCAGCAGUUCCCUGGAUGUGCCCUGCUUUCCACGGGAGCCGAUCCAUGUGGGCGCCCCGCAGCGAGUGCCCGGCAGCGUACCUGUCAUGGCCACCGUUCUGCCGCAGUUGAGCGCAGGGCCGGCCCCCGGCCCCGCCUCCUGGGGGCGGCCUACGGUGCCGGCUACCGGAGUACGCGCCACGGAACAUGGUGGGAGCCGAGCAGCCCCCGAGCCCCGAGCUGCCCCGGGAACGGACCUCCCCCACGACCCUCCAGGAGACCCCCCGCAAGACCCCCCAGAGAAUGGUGCCACCUGUCAGUGCCAGGCAUGUGAGCCUCAGCCAGGCUCCCGUCCAGAUCCUGGCUCCUCCAGGGAUGGCUGCCCCCCGCUGUUUCAGGAGCGGUAA
Myotis brandtii (Brandt's bat) is the source of this 588-nucleotide messenger RNA. Its product is annotated as lethal(3)malignant brain tumor-like protein 1. The record is from RefSeq and is a predicted model, not a curated record. Bases 43 to 588 code for a protein of 181 amino acids. The transcript has 4 exons. Lineage: Eukaryota; Metazoa; Chordata; Mammalia; Chiroptera; Vespertilionidae.